Messenger RNA from Carassius gibelio (silver crucian carp), 1372 nucleotides. RefSeq lists its product as uncharacterized. The coding region runs from base 118 to 1122 and encodes 334 amino acids. Lineage: Eukaryota; Metazoa; Chordata; Actinopteri; Cypriniformes; Cyprinidae. The record is from RefSeq and is a predicted model, not a curated record. The transcript is spliced from 13 exons.
ACAUACACCCCAAGGCUCUUUUCAGAGCCAAUCGCCCAGCAUCAUUUAGCAUUAUCUUGUGUCACCCUCCACUGCUGCCUCCACAGAGUUUUUUUCCCUGCAAUCUAUUACUUUAAGAUGGAAACAAAGAAAACAUUCUCAGUGGUUGAAUUUGCAGAUGACAAUUCUGUGGAAAUUGUCCCAACCACAUGGCUGGAGGAAACCAACAAAGGAACCAUUUGCUUUUGGACGUUUUUAAAUACAAGGCAGCUUGUGAGAAAUAAAGCACUGCCUGACAAGCAAAAGUGGAGGCAGUUAUCAUUAAAGAAAAUUUGGCUACAAACAGACUCGUAUACCAAAGCCUUGCAAAAAUGCCAGCUUGUUGCAGAAACAUCCAAUAUUGAAACAGAGGACACAACACAUAAAAAGAGGGCACACAAAAAGCCUUGGAGAUAUCAGUCAGAAACUGAAAUCUCCUCAGAAGAUGAAAGCAGAGUUAUAAAGAAAAAAAAAGUGUCAAAACCUGUUCCACCUAAAUACAAUCAAGAAAAGCCAAGUUCUCCGGAUUUAUUCUCAGAGGCAUCAUUGCCACAGUUCUCACUGCAGAAUGUGUCACCACCCCAACAAGCAGUGUCAAAUCUGUUAAGAGAGCCAGAGUCCUCAUCUGAUGAAGCCACAAAGAACUACCGCACAAAGGUCUUACAGAAGUUGCAAGAACUCUGUGAGAACCAGCAAGAUAUCCUUGCUAUGCAACGGAAAAUUCUGGCUGCUGUGGCUGUUCCAGGGGUUGGAGCAGAGGAGGAGGUUCUAGAAAAUGGACCCUGUCAAACCAUUGAACAAAUUAAACAGCUUGACAAAUCAUUCGACACUCCAGAAAAAAGGACAAAGAUGGUGAACUAUCUGCGCUCAAUCGGGGGUUCGAAUCCAGGAGCAGCUGUUCGGAAAAUGCUGCGUAAAGUGGCAACCAAUGAGGUCCUGGGUGCAUUCAGCCUUCGGGGGAAGAAAUCAAAACUAGCCUUCCAAGACCUCAGGAUUUGUUCCAUUAUUAUAGGAGCAACACAGAAGAAUUUUAAAUCACUGAAGUCAGUUGAGGUGGAGGAUCUGAUUUCACUGGCCCUAAAAUUUGCCCCCCACAGGAAUUGAAAAUGAUGACUGAGGCAGAAGAAGAGAAAGACGAGUACAGUGGAAAAUGAUUAUAAACAUUUUGUAGUUAGUUGGUAAUAAUUUAUAUUUAUAGGUAAUUUAUAGUUAAUUUAUUUGUUCAUGCUACAUGCUUGCUUUUGUAUGUUUAUAUAAAAUUAUUUAUUAUAUAUUACUCAUUCCUAUAUUAUAUAUAAUUUAUUUAUUGAUGAUUAAAUGUUUUGGAAUUCGACAAUAAAUCUAUGAAUAUGAA